GCGUUUCUCAUGGAAAAUACGGACUCCUUAAACAAGAACCUUUUCUAUUUUUUAGGUGAUAAGAUUCCUCCUACACAAGUUGAAGCAAGACUGAAAGAAAGACUGGAGUGCUUGAACGCUUCCAAACAAAAUUCAUGGAGUGUGGAAUUGGAAACCUGGUUUAAUCGAGACACAAAAACUUGGCAAUAUAUUUUAAAGUCGUUAUCCGACAGUAAAGGAGGAGUACUUCUUGCCUUUAGGGACGAUUCUGUGUCAAAUGAAAAAUAUCGUCUUUUUAAAGCUGACUCACAAGCGUCCCAGUUAAUGGAAAAGCUUCAAACAGUGCAGACGAAAAGCACAGUCAGUCUCAAGGGCGCUGAAUAUUCAUUUGGCGACUUCAUAGUGCGUCUUGGGUCCGUAUUCGAAAGAAAAAUACCUUCUUUUGUCGUAGUACAAAUCUUAUAUGCUCCUUUCCGGGAGACUUUAGUUCCCCAGAAUGUCUUUCAGGAGGUCAUGCAUUCUUUGUGCAGGACUAUCUUUGAGACCCCCUCAAGUAGUCACCAAGGUUCAGAAGUUCCUCCACAAGACGAGAAAACUCAAACUCUAAAAAAAGAAGAGACUUUUGAAGGCUCGAAGGAAGCCCGACACUACUCUCAGUUUCAUGAUUUGGUGCAAGGAAGAAACUCAGAAAUAUCCGAAACAGCAUUUCAAUUCUUGUAUUUGUUAAGUUUAAGUUCUCGGUCCUAGAAGCAGAUAUUUUCUCUUUCAUUUGGAUCAUUUCGGUGCAUUGAACUAGAACAUAUUGAAUCUACCCAACGUCACGUCAUUGUAUUGCUUCCGUUUAGUCAAAUGAAAACUUUAUUCUCCAGUCGUUGUGUUAGCAAGAAUAUCACACUUUUAUAAUGUAUAAUCUCAAGCCAGUAGCUCUCGACAGAACCCAUAUCAACAGAAGCUGUAGUAGCAUCCUUGUCAAAUGAUGUACUGGAUAGAUUAUCAUUCACUUUGAAGUUGCUUAGUGAUAAAACUCAGGAAAACGUGAAAUAAGAAUAAUUGUUACAUGACGAAGUAAUGAACACUUGUCUUGAUAAAUAGUGUUCGUUCGAUCAGUAAUGAUGCGAAAAAUCGAAAUAAGAUGGUAGAUUGUUUUCUUUAUUUUGUGUGCUGUUGGAAUCAAAACAGAAUAACAAUCAUCACUACUAUGCGUUUAUCUAUAAUGAAGUUUUCAAUUAUAUG
Messenger RNA from Galdieria sulphuraria, 1212 nucleotides. RefSeq lists its product as uncharacterized. Lineage: Eukaryota; Rhodophyta; Bangiophyceae; Galdieriales; Galdieriaceae. Bases 10 to 726 code for a protein of 238 amino acids. Gene Ontology annotation, biological process: regulation of transcription by RNA polymerase II. Gene Ontology annotation, cellular component: mediator complex. Gene Ontology annotation, molecular function: transcription coactivator activity. The record is from RefSeq and is a predicted model, not a curated record. The transcript is spliced from 3 exons.